AUCCCGUCUCUUUUUCUUCAAGGCAUGAAGAGUUGGCAUGUGAAGCUAUGUAUCGUUAUUUUUCUCUUUAUUGGUCAAUGUUUGGCCUCGCCCGGUGAUUUGCAACCUUCUUAUCAAGACUGCAUAAAAACCUGCGCACAAGAACAUUGCCCCGCACCUCUUCCUUUAGUGCUUCGGUUAAUGCAAUGGACAUGCCCUGAAAAUUGUCGUUAUACCUGUAUGCAAAAGCUGACGGAUAAGGCUAUUGCAGAAUCCAGUCGCGUCUUGCAAUAUCACGGAAAGUGGCCUUUCUAUCGAUUCUUGGGGGUUCAAGAACCUGCAUCGGUUGUUUUCUCCAUUGGCAAUGGACUCGUGCAUUACAAGUAUUUCCAUGUGCUUCAACAGCAGAUUCCACAGGCUUAUUACUUGAGACCUUUUAUGCUGACUUACGCCCUCGUGGGCAUCAAUACCUGGAUUUGGAGCACCGUGUUUCAUGCGCGCGAUUUCCCGCUGACGGAGAAGCUGGAUUAUUUCUGUUCGGGGUUGUUGAUACUUUACUCGUUCUAUUUUGCCUGUUUGCGCAUCUUUAGGAUUCGUCAAGCACUGUUCAUCCGGGCCCUCAGCAUCCUGUGCCUGGGGAUGUUUCUCGGCCACGUUUACUAUUUAUCCUUUGUCACCUUUGAUUACGGCUAUAACAUGUUGGCUUCCGUGUUGAUUGGUACGUUACAGUUGACAUUGUGGGUGGGAUGGUGCUGUGCGCAAUAUGUGAAACCGGAGAAUGCCAGCCGACGACCGUACGCCUACAAAGUUUUGGUGUCCGUUCUAGGCGUAGCCGUAGCCAUGUCGCUCGAACUGUUCGACUUUCCACCCAUCUUUCGCAUAUUCGAUGCACACAGUCUCUGGCAUCUAUCCACGAUCCCUCUGAUGGUGGUAUGGUACCAGUUCAUUUUGACCGAUACCUGGCACGAACUGCACACAAAAUGGAAUCCGGUCGCCGCAGUCUGAACGAGUCGAACAGCAAAGCAGUGGGCACUAAUUUGUCUUUUUCCAAUUGUAUACACCAUUACCUACUAUGGGUUCUUUGUAUUUGUAGCUUUCAAUAUCAUUUUUGUUUUUCAAAAAGAUUUAGAAUAUAUCGCAUUACUAUAUGUCUGCAUUUGAAG
Messenger RNA from Radiomyces spectabilis, 1142 nucleotides. Its product is annotated as Per1-like protein. NCBI's taxonomy places the organism in Eukaryota, Fungi, Mucoromycota, Mucoromycetes, Mucorales, Radiomycetaceae. Gene Ontology annotation, cellular component: endoplasmic reticulum membrane. Gene Ontology annotation, biological process: GPI anchor biosynthetic process. The record is from RefSeq and is a predicted model, not a curated record. The transcript is spliced from 2 exons. Bases 25 to 984 code for a protein of 319 amino acids. Gene Ontology annotation, molecular function: hydrolase activity, acting on ester bonds.